AUGUCUGCAGUUUCCCUCACCUCCUGUGCCGGUCAUAAAUCCUUACUUGGGUACAAUGGAGUACUGCUGCCCAUGCAUGAUCCCGACCCUCUUCCUAUACCUGGCGUUAUAUAUCCGGUUUGGAAGAGCAAUUUUGUGCCUGCGUUUUCGCAGAUUUGGAAACUAAUUAGCCAAGGUGGCCGCUGGUUCGCUUCUAUAGACACAGAAUUCCCUGGCACAAUUUAUGAUUGUGACAAAGGCCGUCUCCAUGACCCUCUGUACAAGUAUAUGAUGAUGAAGAAGAACGUGAACGACACCAACAUAAUCCAGUUGGGUCUCACACUCGCAGACCUUAACCAAAACAUCUACACCUGGGAGUUCAAUUUCAGCGACUUUGAUAUUGACCGUGAAGAUCACAAGCAUAUCAAGCGCUCAAUUGAGUUACUUAAGCGUCACGGAAUCGAUUUCUGGAGAAACAAGGAGGAUGGUAUACCUUCGCAUGAGUUCGCGAGAAUGUGUCGGGAAGUUGGGCUGUUAGAAAACAGAUUGGUAGAGUUGACAUGGGUGGGUUUCCAGAUCUCAUCUGAUUUGGGCUACUUCACCAAGAUCCUCACUGGACAAAAGUUGCCAGACGAUUUUGAGGAGUACAAGAAGGCUGAAAGGAUCUACUUUGGGGAUAGGGUUUGUGAUGUCAAGGACAUGAUGAACUCGUUUCCGACACUGAAAGGCGGUUUGACCAAAGUGGCGGAGAAACUGGGGAUUGCACGUGUGGCCGGCAAGAGUCACCAGGCCGGCUCUGAUAGUCUGUUGACAUAUCUAAGCUUCAUCAAGCUGAGCUCAAUGUAA
Molecule: messenger RNA, 825 nt
Organism: Rosa chinensis
Lineage: Eukaryota; Viridiplantae; Streptophyta; Magnoliopsida; Rosales; Rosaceae
Product: probable CCR4-associated factor 1 homolog 11
Exons: 1
Coding region: 1-825 (274 amino acids)
Cellular component (GO): P-body; CCR4-NOT core complex; CCR4-NOT complex
Molecular function (GO): poly(A)-specific ribonuclease activity; nucleic acid binding
Source: RefSeq, a predicted model, not a curated record